AUGAAGGCUGCUAAUUUGGCGUUUGCGUCGAGUUUCCUAACUCAUUCGUCGAGGUUCGUGUUCAGUGCACGCAAGUGCAUCACUGAGCAGCGGCGCUUGAGCCAGCCGCAAACAGGAAAGCGAGCAUGCCGGCUCGUUCGCAUGUCGGUGGUACCGUCCGCAGAGGGCUCGCGCAUCGUGUCCAUGCCAAAAAUUGACGACCGCGUCGUGGAAGGCAUGCGUUUGCACGAGUUUCUAGCCCUGGAGGAGGACAAGGAGCUGGCAAAAGCGAUUGAGGCUCUCUUCAUGGCUUGCAAAGUCGUCGGCUACGAGGUUCGUACUGCAUCCUGCAACAAGGAAGAGUGCGUGAACGCGUUCGGCGACCAGCAGCUGGCAGUUGACUUGCUGGCGGACCGAACCAUCGAGGCUGCGCUCCGGGCGUCUCGUGUCGUCGCUAUCGGAAGUUCCGAGGAGCAGCCCAUUGAGAAGGACCUCGGCGGCUCGACGUUUGCCGUGGCAUGGGAUCCGCUCGACGGGUCCUCCAUCGUGGAUACAAAUUUUUCCGUCGGCACGAUUUUUGGCGUCUGGAGAGGUAAGCGUCUCACUGGUAUAACAGGACGGGAACUCGAAGCUGCCGGUAUGGCCGUCUAUGGGCCAAGAACCUCAAUAUCGGUUUCCGUGAGAGGGAUCCCCGGAACGCAUGAGUUUCUCCUUGUCGAUAACUUUUCAGGGAACCAUGGGAUGUGGGUACUUGUGCAAUCAUUCUACACAAUUAAUGAGGGUAAGCUGUUCGCGCCAGGUAAUCUGAAGGCGACCCAGGAUAACCCCGGGUACGCGAAACUCGUCCAGUACUGGAUGGAGAACAAGUAUCAGCUACGCUAUACAGGCGGCAUGGUGCCGGACUGUAAUCAAAUUCUCAUCAAAGGCAAAGGAGUGUUUGCGAACCCGGCAUCCCCGUCGGCGCCGGCAAAGCUUCGUGUACUCUACGAAGUGGCUCCAGUUGCCUUCCUAAUCGAGCGCGCCGGCGGUGCCUCCAGUGACGGUGAACGGAGUGCACUGGACAUCCCGAUUCCUGGCACCGACGUCCGGUCUCAGGUCUGCUACGGAUCCAAAGGAGAGGUUGCCAGGUUUAAUGAAUUCGUUGGAAAGCGCUACAUGAAGUAA
This is a messenger RNA of Cyanidioschyzon merolae strain 10D, 1143 nucleotides long. Its product is annotated as sedoheptulose-1,7-bisphosphatase. Gene Ontology annotation, biological process: sucrose biosynthetic process; gluconeogenesis; fructose 1,6-bisphosphate metabolic process. Gene Ontology annotation, molecular function: fructose 1,6-bisphosphate 1-phosphatase activity. The record is from RefSeq and is a predicted model, not a curated record. Gene Ontology annotation, cellular component: cytoplasm. The transcript has a single exon. The coding region runs from base 1 to 1143 and encodes 380 amino acids. NCBI's taxonomy places the organism in Eukaryota, Rhodophyta, Bangiophyceae, Cyanidiales, Cyanidiaceae.